This is a messenger RNA of Rhodamnia argentea, 1966 nucleotides long. Its product is annotated as APO protein 1, chloroplastic. Bases 167 to 1495 code for a protein of 442 amino acids. NCBI's taxonomy places the organism in Eukaryota, Viridiplantae, Streptophyta, Magnoliopsida, Myrtales, Myrtaceae. Gene Ontology annotation, molecular function: RNA binding. The record is from RefSeq and is a predicted model, not a curated record. The transcript is spliced from 5 exons.
CAUCUUCACUUCGCAUCGCUCUCCCAUUCACACCCACACGAAACUAGCGAUAUUUCACUUCCUCUGCUUCGGCUUCGCUCUGAGUCUCGACUCGAGUCGACCAAUACGCCACGAGAUCGAGCAACAGCAUUACAGGAAUUGGAGAUACUAAAUUUUUUGGAUAUAAAUGCUCCAGCAGUGGCCCUCGACGUCCUCGACUUUAUGGACUCUAUCUCAGGGUGGUUCCUGCCCCAGUCUGAUGGAGCAUAAGUGGCUUAAUUUGUCAGUUUUAAGGUCAUAUACUCUUGGGUUGAAGUUGGAAAAUGUACAACACAAAAUUUUUGGUCGGCGAAUCAAGAGAACGUGCCUAUGUGCCAGUCAAAGGCCUAGACAAGAUUCAUCAGUCAAGAAAAAAGCAUUACCCCAAAAUGUCGAUCUUCCACCCGUACUGCCUAAGAAAAAGAAGAAACCCUAUCCGGUUCCUCUGAAAAAGAUUCUGCGGGAAUCGAGAAUGAACAAAAAGCUUGCUCAAAUGGGCAUAGAGAAGCCCCUUGAACCUCCGAAAAAUGGCUUGCUAGUACCUGGUCUGAUUCCAGUGGCUUAUGAUGUCCUGAAUGCCUGGAAAGUUCUGAUCAAAGGCGUUUCACAGCUCUUGCAUGUUAUUCCCGUAUAUGCUUGCAGUAAAUGCCCGGAAGUUCAUGUGGCUGAGACUGGCCAUAAAAUUCAGGACUGCCUAGGUUCAGCUAACUCAAAGCGUAGAAGCUUCCACUCAUGGGUGCGGGGCUCCCUCAAUGAUGUUCUACUCCCUGUCGAGUCAUAUCACCUCUAUGAUCCUUUUGGAAGGCGUGUCAUGCAUGAGACUCGUUUUGAUUAUGAUAGAAUUCCAGCUGUUGUUGAGCUAUGCAUCCAAGCUGGCGUGGAAAUACCGGAAUACCCUUCACGUCGAAGAACCAAACCGAUCAGAAUGAUUGGAAAGAAAGUUUUUGAUCGAGGUGAGUAUGUAGAAGAGCCUAGGCCAUGGCGUUCUGCGGAUCUGUCUGCACUUGUUGCUUUCGAUACUCAUGGGGCUUGCGAGCGAUUCCCACCUCCUUUGUCGUCAGAGGUGCCUAGGAUAGCGCAAGAGACGAUUGAUGCAUAUCAGACCGUCCGAUCUGGUGUUAAGAGAUUGAUGAAGAAAUACACAGUCAAGGCUUGUGGGUACUGCUCAGAGGUUCACGUGGGGCCUUGGGGCCACAAUGCAAAGCUCUGUGGGGAGUUCAAACACCAAUGGAGGGAUGGUAAGCAUGGCUGGCAAGAUGCCAUACUGGACGAAGUUUUCCCUCCAAACUACGUGUGGCACGUGCAGGACCCGAAGGGACCUCCUUUGACGAGCGCCCUCAAGUCAUAUUACGGUAAGGCUCCAGCCAUCGUCGAAAUAUGUAUGCAGGCAGGUGCACAGAUACCUGUCAUAUACAAACCCAUGAUGAGGCUUGACAUUAUAAUACCUGAGUCCGAUGAGGCUCGCUUUGUUGCGUGAGCGAAUUAGAUGUUCGGAACUUCCGAAAAGUCAGGGCAUAGACACUCCUAUGGUUAUUGCCGAUGUUGUCCAAGCCUCCAGUUGAUCUCAAGAGGUAGGGAAAGCAUGAUCAAUUAACCAUGUUGAGUCGAGAUCAUGCGUCCCUCGGCUAUAUUUCGAGGAUCAGUUUGGGACAAGGAGGUGGUGAUUUAGGAUCAACCCGGAUUGUAGUGGGGUUCUUUAUCGGCGAUUUUCGUCCAUGAUAUUCAUGAUCGGCGUUCGAAAGUCGAAACUAUCGACUUGUGAUCACUCUUGGAAGGAAAAUUUCGAUCAAGGGGGCAUCUCUUAGCAUUGGACUGUGCUUGUUUAUGUAAAACAGUGCACAUUACUGCUUCCUGUAUUCACAAGCUACUGUAUGUGUAUGAGAUGCUUUUUGUUCUCUGUUACAAACAAAAAGAGAGCUCCUAUUUGUUAAGGGUUUUAUAUUUUCCU